UUGGGAAGUAGUUUGGAUUGACGCUGCAACGUCGGAGUCUGAACAAUUGCACUCGCUGCAUCGCCACAUAAGUUUUUCGGUUUUGUGUUUGCUGAAAAGGCGUGAAGUUUGAAAAGCGAAGAUGUCAAGUGAAUUAGAUGAAAGAGUCUUGGAUGAAUUGGAAGCUUUGCAGGCUAUACUGAUGGACGAGGUAACAGUGAAAACUAAUGAAAGUGGCAUGCCAGUAUCUGUUGAAACUGUUUUACUUCCUGCCACUGCUGAUGACACUCUUCAGCAGUAUGUCAGGAUAACACUAGUCGUGGAACUACCACCAGGAUAUCCAGAUACUGAACCAGUAGUGCAUCUGCGAAACCCAAGAGGUUUGGAUGACUCUGUGCUAAUGAAGAUUGAGGAAGAGACUAAAAAGAAAUGUGAAGAUUAUCGUGGACAACCUGUCAUUUAUGAGCUUAUUGAGCUAGUGAAGGAACAUCUGACAGCAAGCAAUCUUCCAUCUUGCCAGUGUGUUAUAUGCUUGUAUGGAUUUCGCGAGGGUGACCACUUUACAAAGACACAAUGCUUCCACUAUUUUCAUUCACAUUGCCUGGCAUGUCUUGUGACAACUACCGAGAAAAAUUUUCAUGAAGAACAAGAGAAAUUACCAGCCUGGCAGAAGCAACAAAGCGGUACCUUUCAGGUGUUGUGCCCAGUGUGCCGAGAACCAAUCACAUAUGACAUGGACCUGCUUUCUUCUGCCCCACCUCCUAUGGAUGUAGAAAAUGCGAGGCAAUUUGAAUUGAGUGAUGAUCUUCGUAGCCUACAGCAGCAGAUGGCAUCACUAUUUAGUUAUCAGAAACAGCGAGGUGGAAUUAUUGAUCCAGAAGCUGAAGAAUCAAAACUUGUUUUGGUGACAGAAACACCGGAGAGUGAGGACACUGCUGGAUCCAGUAUACCACAACAACCACUCCCACGGUUAGCUCCUGUUGUGCCACCAGGGAGUAGGGAUUGGAGGAGGGGCCAGGGUAUGAGGAGCAGGGCUGCCUUUAGGGGACGCAGAGGCUCUUCACGUGGUAAACCACCUCAACAGGCUGCUACAUCUAGAUGACGUUGGCUGAUUAAAGGCAGCAGCAUAAAUAAAAUAAAUGGAAAGAGAAAAAGAGCACAUGGACAGCUUUAAAUGAUCACUUUUUCACACAGGAGUUCAGGAGAUAUAAGUUCCUUGUUGUUCUGUAUGUGUUUCUCCUGUAUUACAAUGCUGAGAUUAUUUAUAUGAGCUUAUUUUACACUGAUUUGUACAUAGAUGUAUUUAUGUUUCUUGUUUGUAUAGAAAAUUUGCAAUGUAGAACCCAAACUUCAAAUUUUUGUUCUUUGAACAUGAGGCAGCUAAAUUAUUAUUAUAAUUA
Schistocerca serialis cubense is the source of this 1379-nucleotide messenger RNA. Its product is annotated as E3 ubiquitin-protein ligase RNF25. Lineage: Eukaryota; Metazoa; Arthropoda; Insecta; Orthoptera; Acrididae. Bases 122 to 1081 code for a protein of 319 amino acids. The transcript is spliced from 6 exons. Gene Ontology annotation, cellular component: nucleus. The record is from RefSeq and is a predicted model, not a curated record. Gene Ontology annotation, molecular function: protein binding; ubiquitin protein ligase activity. Gene Ontology annotation, biological process: protein ubiquitination.